This is a messenger RNA of Marchantia polymorpha subsp. ruderalis, 2318 nucleotides long. The record is from the annotation of a GenBank genome assembly. NCBI's taxonomy places the organism in Eukaryota, Viridiplantae, Streptophyta, Marchantiopsida, Marchantiales, Marchantiaceae.
GAUCCAUGAUACAGUCAAACUCUAGCGUCAACGCUUCAAUCAUCGGCAGGUGCUCCGGGUUCACUUGAGACAUUUCAUUAAAGUGGGGUCCAUGGAAGCCCUAGACAAAAUAUGGUAUAGUCUUAAUAAUGAACACUUCCUCUAACUGCGGCUCGAUUGGAUGAACCGUGGUUUACGAUAUAAUCACCCCGGCCCGCACUGCGUUGAUAAGUAAAGACAGCCUGAUUUGAAUUCCGGCCCUUCAGCUCUCAGUCUAGAAGAAUUCAGCUAUUGCGAAUGUCAAAGCGAAGGGAGAAUUGCAAGACCUUGUUAUGAUUUCACCGAAGUCACUCAUUUAUUUCACUUCGCAGCUGCGUGAAAUUUGAAACACAAUUCAGAACCAUCGAUGUUUGUUCACUAACUCGCGCUUUACGCAGCUCUGGAGCAUUGAUUUGAGCUUCCCGGACGGAGAUUCUCGGUUCCGCUUCUGUGACCCAGGCCCUGUAUGUCAGCCAUGGUUGGUUCCAAUUAGUUGUUCCGAGAGAUGGCACACGCUGUCCCUGCUCAGAGGAUGUUGUUACCGGUUGAACGUUUAUGCCGUCAACACCGGUCGAGUUGCUCACUCGUGGGCGGCUUCAGAGUUGCUUUGGGGCCAAAUGCUGGUGCCUGUACGUUCUUCGGAGGAUAUAGAGCCCAGAACGAUUUCCAGUCCGGUUGUUGUUCAGGUUGUAACGCAGAAAUUGGCUUCGUUGUCAAGAACCGUGUGCGGUGCCUUAUGGCUGGACACCUUUCCGUUCUUCGUGGGAUGAAGAAUUUCGGCGGCUCUGCUAUUCUGGGUGCGAGAGUUCCGUUCAGAAGCAUUCAUGAUUCGCAAGCGAACAGUUUCCAGAUUGAGGAUUGCGUUGGAUCCUCUUCGGAGAAUUCUGUCGGAUAUGAGAAUGAUUACGUUUUAUCACUGCGGGACGAAGAUAUCGUAGUCAUUGAGGAAGAUAAAUCUGAUAUUAAAGAAUCUGAUCAUUCUUUAAUAUCCAAGGGUGUACUCAAAGCUGGGCUUUAUCUUGUGGGCACGCCGAUUGGAAACUUGGAAGACAUUACUUUACGGGCUUUACGAGUCUUGAAGUCAGCAUCAAUGAUUCUAGCAGAGGACACCAGGCACUCGUCCAGAUUGCUUCGUCAUUACGAGAUUAAGACUCCCACUAUGAGUUAUCACAAGUUUAACGAAAUAGCCCGCAGAGACAUGGUUCUUGAAAGAUUGCGACGAGGUGAAGUCGUAGCCCUCAUCAGUGACGCAGGCAUGCCGGGUAUCAGCGAUCCCGGUAGUGAUAUUGUGAGGGCGUGUGUGGAGGUCAAUGUCGAUGUAUUCCCGAUCCCAGGACCGUCUGCAGUUAUAACGGCCCUGGUCGCAUCUGGUCUAUCCACUGAUGAGUUUACAUUCGUUGGCUUUCUACCAGCACAAUCAAGUUCACGUCAGAAACGUCUAGCCAUAGCUGCCAAUGAAUCUGCAACACAAAUUUUCUACGUACCACCGCACAAGUUGUGCAAAACUCUGGAUGACUGUGUACUUGCUUUUGGACCCUCGAGACGGUGUGCAGUUGCAAGAGAGAUGACAAAGCUUCAUGAAGAGUUCUGGCGCGGAUCACUGGAAGAAGCUCAAAGAGAAUUUAUGUCGCGGAGUCCUCGAGGAGAAAUGACCUUCAUCGUUGAGGGACUUCCGAAGGGUUUUCGAGAUCAACCCAUGGCAGAGGAUGAGUUGAUUUCACGCUUGCAGAACCUCAUUGAUGCAGGAAAGAGCCCUUCAGAGGCCACAAAGCAGGUCGUCUUGGAAACCUCGGCAAGAAGGAAUGUGGUUUACCCACUCGCCCUUGGAAUAAGUCAGAAGCGGAAAUCUUGAUUCGAAGACCGUUGAACACAUUUGGGCCCUCAUUUGUCGGCGCUCCUCUCGACACUUCUCUUGACAUUGAUAGCCAUGUUGAUGAAGAGCAUAUAGUACCAGUUCCCACAGAGCGUGUCAGGACGAGUUUUAACCGAAAUUUGUAAGUUCCAAGGAAGGUGUCCAUGAUCGUUCCAUAAGUAGAGUUACUCGAAAAUGGUAGCCCAUCAUAUGUGAAGAAUCUCGUAAGCAGAACUGGGCAAAUACUUUUGUUUGAAGAUCAUUGUGAAUAGUUCUCCAAACACAGGCUAGCCUCAUUGUUCGCUUCGUUUCGAAUUGUAGAUUUUUGAACCACAAGCAGCAAAUUUUUUGAAUGGUCUAAGCGUUUGAUUCCUUAAGCAAUCAAGUGUUGUGAAUUGUCCUUUAUUGGGGAUCUACCAGAGAAUAAAGUGUUUGGAACCUAUGUGAA